Molecule: messenger RNA, 3734 nt
Organism: Rhinolophus ferrumequinum (greater horseshoe bat)
Lineage: Eukaryota; Metazoa; Chordata; Mammalia; Chiroptera; Rhinolophidae
Gene: PLEKHM2
Product: pleckstrin homology and RUN domain containing M2
Exons: 20
Coding region: 210-3293 (1027 amino acids)
Biological process (GO): positive regulation of membrane tubulation; Golgi organization; regulation of protein localization
Cellular component (GO): endosome membrane
Molecular function (GO): kinesin binding
Source: RefSeq, a predicted model, not a curated record
CCCGCGGCCUCCUUCCCCGCCGGCCGCGCUCGGGAGCCGCCGGGCCGAGGCGGAGCGAGGGGCCGGGUGAGGCGAGGGCCGGGCGGCGGGCGCCGGGCCCCGCGGCCGGCACGACGGAGCCCCUGCACGGCCGGCGGCAGCGGUUGGCGGCGGCCCCGGGCCCCAGGCGCGGGAAGCGGCGGCGGCGGGGCGGCGGCGGCAGCGGCGACAUGGAGCCGCGGGAGGUGAAGGAUCGGAUCCUGGAGAACAUCUCGUUGUCGGUGAAGAAGUUGCAGAGCUACUUUGCUGCGUGUGAAGAUGAGACCCCCGCCAUCCGGAACCAUGAUAAGGUCCUACAGCGUCUGUGUGAGCACUUGGACCACGCCCUGCUGUACGGACUGCAGGACCUCUCAUCUGGCUACUGGGUGCUCGUGGUGCAUUUCACCCGGAGAGAGGCCAUCAAGCAGAUCGAGGUGCUGCAGCAUGUGGCCACCAACCUGGGGCGCAGCCGUGCCUGGCUGUACCUGGCCCUGAACGAGAACUCCCUGGAGAGCUACCUGCGGCUGUUCCAGGAGAACCUGGGUCUGCUGCAUAAGUACUACGUCAAGAAUGCCCUGGUCUGCAGCCAUGACCACCUGACUCUCUUCCUGACCUUGGUGUCUGGGCUGGAGUUCAUUCGAUUCGACCUGGAUCUGGACGCCCCUUAUUUAGACUUGGCCCCCUACAUGCCUGACUACUACAAACCUCAGUACCUGCUGGACUUUGAAGACCGCCUUCCCAGCUCAGUCCAUGGCUCGGACAGCCUGUCCCUCAACUCCUUCAACUCCGUCACCUCCACCAACCUGGAGUGGGACGACAGUGCAAUUGCCCCAUCUAGUGAGGAUUAUGAUUUUGGAGAUGUGUUUCCAGCAGUGCCGUCUGUACCCAGCACAGACUGGGAAGAUGGAGACCUCACAGACACUGUCAGUGGCCCCCGCUCCACUGCCUCAGACCUGACCAGCAGCAAAGCUUCCACCAAGAGUCCCACCCAGCGCCACAACCCCUUCAAUGAGGACCAGGCAGAGACUGUGUCCUCCUCUGACACCACCCCCGUGCACAGCGCCUCUCAGGAGAAGGCGGAGUCUCACACCCCGGACCUGCCAGAUGCCUGCACAGAGCUCGAAGUCAUCAGGGUCACCAAGAAAAAGAAAACUGGCAAGAAGAAGAAGGCCAGAUCGGAUGAGGAAGCAAGUCCACUUCACCCAGCCUCUACCCAGCCCACCGGUGCCAGGAGGGGGCAUGGUGACAGCUGUGUCAGCAGCCCAGGCCUUGGGCAGGGCUCACCAGACACCACCUUUGCUCCUCCCCAGGGGGAGGGGGAGGAGCCCAGCAGCAUAGCUGAGAGCAGCGAGCGCUCAGAGCCCAGCCAGGUGGGCCUGCUCAUCCCUGAAAUGAAGGACACCUCCAUGGAGCGCUUGGGACAGCCCCUGAGUAAGGUCAUCGACCAGCUCAACGGGCAGCUGGACCCUCGCACCUGGUGCUCGCACAUGGAGCCUCCAGACCAGUCCUUUCGGACCGGCUCUCCGGGGGAUACCCCGGAGAGGCCACCAUCUUGUGACUUUAGUGAGGGGCUUCCAGCCCCAAUGGACUUCUACCGCUUUACCGUCGAGAGUCCAAGCGCUGUUACAUCAGGUGGCAGCAACCAUGACCCUGCAGGGCCUUGCCAACCGCUGCAUGUUCCUGGUAGCCCUGCGGCUGCUGGCCAAGAAGAAGAGGGAGGAGGAGGAGGAGAGGGACAGGCCCCUCGGCCCCUAGGGGACACCCCGGGGGAGGCCCAGGAGCCAGAGACCCAGGAACUGGACACCCCGUUGCCCCUGGUCAGUGAGAGGCCUGUACCUGAGCCAGAGCCGAGGACCCAGGAGGCGCUCUGCCAGCUCAAGCGAGACCAGCCCAGCCCGUGUCUGAGCAGCGCCGAGGACUCGGGGGUGGAUGAGGGGCAGGGGAGCCCUUCUGAGAUGACCCACUCGGCGGAGUUCAGAGUAGACAACAAUCACUUACUCCUGCUGAUGAUCCAUGUGUUUCGAGAAAACGAGGAGCAGCUCUUCAGAAUGAUUCGGAUGAGCACGGGCCACAUGGAGGGGACACUGCAGCUGCUGUACGUGCUGCUCACAGACUGUUACGUCUACCUGCUCCGGAAAGGGGCCACGGAGAAGCCGUACCUGGUGGAAGAGGCUGUUUCUUACAAUGAACUGGACUACGUGUCGGUGGGCCUGGACCAGCAGACAGUGAAGCUGGUAUGCACCAACCGCAGGAAGCAGUUUCUGCUGGACACAGCUGACGUGGCCCUCGCUGAGUUCUUCUUGACUUCCUUGAAGUCAGCCAUGAUCAAAGGCUGUCGGGAACCACCCUACCCCAGCAUCCUGACUGAUGCCACCAUGGAGAAGCUGGCACUGGCCAAGUUCGUGGCCCAGGAAUCUAAGUGUGAGGCGACCUCUGUUACUGUGCGCUUCUACGGGCUUGUGCAUUGGGAGGACCCCAUGGACGAGUCCCUGGGCCCUGUCCCCUGCCACUGCUCACCCCCAGAGGGUGCCAUCACCAAAGAAGGCAUGCUGCAUUACAAGGCGGGCACCUCGUACCUGGGCAAGGAGCACUGGAAGACUUGCUUUGUGGUGCUCAGCAAUGGGAUCCUCUACCAGUAUCCUGACCGCACCGAUGUCAUCCCCCUGCUCUCGGUGAACAUGGGGGGGGAGCAGUGCGGUGGCUGUCGGAGGUCCAACACCACGGAUCGGCCCCACGCCUUCCAGGUCAUCCUUGCCGACCGGCCCUGCCUGGAGCUGAGCGCCAAUAACGAGGCUGAGAUGGCCGACUGGAUGCAACACCUCUGCCAGGCUGUGUCCAAAGGGGUCAUCCCCCAGGGGGUAACUCCCAGCCCCUGCAUCCCCUGCUGCCUGGUGAUCACCGACGACCGCCUCUUCACAUGCCAUGAAGACUGCCAGACCAGCUUCUUUCGCUCCCUGGGCACAGCCGAGCUGGCCAACAUCAGUGCCGUUUCCACGGAACCGGGCAGGGAGUACUGUGUCUUGGAGUUCUCCCAGGACAGCCAGCAGCCCCUGCCUCCCUGGGUCAUCUACCUGAGCUGCACCUCCGAACUGGACCGGUUCCUGUCUGCACUGAACUCGGGGUGGAAAACCAUCUACCAGGUGGACCUCCCCCACAAGGCCAUCCAGGAAGCCUCCAGCCAGAAGUUUGAGGACGCCCUGAGCCUCAUCCACAGCAUCUGGCAGCGCAGCGAUAGCCUCUGCCGAGGCAGAGCCUCCCGGGACCCCUGGUGCUGAGGCGGUGCCAGCUGCCAUCCUGGUGGGGCAGGAAAGGGAGGCACGCCGAGCAGCACGCACUGUCAUCGCUGUGUCAUUGUGCAGCUCGGGGCUAGGCUUCCACCCCCUGCCGCAGCCCGUCCCGCCCCAGGCGCUGAACCACCAAGUGGGGCUUGAGACAGAGUCUGUCCCCUCCCAGGGAUCCAGGAUGGGUGCUCAACACCCCUGGGCAUCCUGCCGGCAGGUGGACACUGGAAAGCACGGGGGGCAGAGGGUCCGAGCCCUAUGGGCUCUGUAGUUGCACAGCCUCCUCCCCGGGGCCACUGCCUCAGUCCACGCCAGCUCUUCAAGAGGGCGAUGAGAACAGGAGGCCUCUGCGGGGAGCAGAAGGACUGGGAGGGCCUGAGUCCCUUCUUCCUCUCCUGGGCCAGGGGCCCGGGCAGAGGCUCAGGCCGCCCUGGG